Messenger RNA from Dreissena polymorpha, 1997 nucleotides. RefSeq lists its product as uncharacterized. Lineage: Eukaryota; Metazoa; Mollusca; Bivalvia; Myida; Dreissenidae. Bases 591 to 1244 code for a protein of 217 amino acids. The record is from RefSeq and is a predicted model, not a curated record. The transcript has 7 exons.
AAAACACUACAAAUACAGCACAACUAUUAGACGAAUCAACAUAUCCGGGGGAGCCGUUUGCGUUUUUGGACGGAAGUAGUUCUCUCCUGAGAUUUGCAAGUUCUGUAAACAAAAAAGCGCUGUGUGUAAAAGAACCCGAAACUGCUACCACAACACAAGUUACCAACACGACUGUGUAUUCUACGAAACCAUACACAACAGUAUUGGAAACUGCAUCUUCUGUGGCUAAUAGUUCUACACCUGAACAUUCAACAUCUGAAGAUACGGACAAACCUGAAACUGCUAGCACAACACAACUUACCAAUACGACUGCGUAUUCUACGAAACCAUCCACAACAGUAUUGGAAACUUCAUCUUCUGUGGUUAAUAGUUCUUCACCUGAACAUUCAACAUCUGAAGAUUCGGAUAAACCUGAAACUUCUACCCCAACACAAGUUUCUAAUACGUCUGUGUAUUCUACGAAACCGCUCACAACAGUGUUCGAAACUGCAUCUUCUGUGGCUGAUAGUUCUUCACCUGAACAUUCACCAUCUGAAGAUUCGGACAAGUUCCCAGCAGUGGGAGUCGGUAUUGGCUUGUCAGUUGGAAUUAUGUUUGUUGUUGGAUUAAUAGUUGCCAUCGUUGUUCUAAGAAGACGCGGCAUAUCCCCGUGUACUUUUAAAAUGAAUGUGGACAACGAAACCGACGGAAAGCCAUCAUUUGGAGACCAAAUAUCAGAUAAAGAGAAUGAUGAUACCGUUGAUCAUCAUAACUAUUUUAUCCUUGAGAAAACCGCACAGUCAGCUUAUGAAGACAACGAUCAUUAUAACACAGCAGGAGAACCAACUGAAGACACUGAUGGUAACGAUCAUUAUAAUGCCAUUCAGGACACACAAGAACCCUAUGAACAUGUGAAGGAUGUCGACGGUGAUUAUGACUACACAACUUAUAUUUUGAACAUUGGAACCAGUACCAGAGAACCGGACAAUGUAUAUAAUAAACUCAAUAUAAACCGACCAGGUGACUAUGACCACAUUGGAAAACAAAACUGUAACCAGCCUAACGUUUCAGACGACGUCUACGAUACAACUUCAGCUACUUCGGCGCACAGGAACGAUGACUUCAGCGAAUAUAAUCGUAUCUCAACUCGUGUAAAUGCAGGGCAAGGAAAUAUAUCUAUAGACCUCCAACAAGGUGACUAUGAUUGUAUGAAGGGUAAACAGACCAAAAGCAAAGAAUCCGGUUAUGAUCAUGUUCAUAUUUAGAUACGUGUCAUUGUGUUGCUUUAAGAACAUAAACUGUGUAAAAUAGUUUCAAAAAGUCGCUAUCGCUAACCUUCAUAAGAUAUUUGGUUUAUUUAAUGUUUUUUUUGUAUAAUGUCUCUAGUGUUCAGACAUAUCAUAAAACCUGUAACCAUAUAGAGCCUAUUUGAAUUCUGUAUUGCUGUCGACUAAACUAUACGGAUAUUCUCCGUUUAAAACUUCACGUGUAAAUACACACGCAUCAAUACUCGUCUGGAUAAUCAUACAUACUAUAUACAAGUAAUGAAUAACUGCACCUCGGUACUUCACCUGGGGAUAUUAUUCAAAUCUUGACACAGUUUCAAUAUCUUAUGGAACAUAUGGUGGAGUAUAGAAAUAAGUCGACAGUUGUGCACAUAACUACUAUAACUGUGCGCUUCUGUAUGAAUACUCUAGAGUGCAAGGUACAUUUCCAUAUUAUUUUAAAGCGUACCUUUAUCUUCAUGUUGGUUCUUAUUACUUACCUGUUGGUGUCUAAAACUAACAUUUUCCGAAACGUACCUCUACGACGAUCCAACUGGUCAUAUCACUAAUCGUCUUAAUCCUCUGAGUGUACAUUACCAGCAAAAAUGAUGUCUAACUAUACGUUUCAAUGACACAUUUGUAAUUGUAUUAUGUCUUGGAUAAUUUCUCGAUCGAUGUGUAAUACUUUGAUGAACAUAUACAUUGUAAGGCCAUAUCUGUUCAUAGCAGAUUAAAAACCGAAGUAACAUGUUA